Molecule: messenger RNA, 879 nt
Organism: Bradysia coprophila
Lineage: Eukaryota; Metazoa; Arthropoda; Insecta; Diptera; Sciaridae
Product: farnesol dehydrogenase-like
Source: RefSeq, a predicted model, not a curated record
UAUCCAGAAAUAGCAUGCAGUCGUACUUUCUCGGUCAUUCAGUAAGCAACAUGGAAAAGUGGAACGGAAAAAUAGCCGUAGUAACAGGCGGAAGUGCUGGCAUAGGCGCUCAAUUUGUUAAAGAUCUUGCCAAAAAUGGCAUUCACGUAAUUGGAUUAGCAAGACGGCAUGAGAGGAUCCAAGAAAUUGCCAAAGAAUUGGGUGAAACACCCGGCAAAAUCUACGCUUACAAAUGCGAUGUUUCGGAUUUACAGUCCAUUAAAGAUGCCUUCAAAUGGAUUGAAGAAACCUUUGGCUACAUCCAUAUUCUGGUUAAUAACUCUGGAUGUGCGCGUAACAUAAAAAUCCUUAGCGACGAGGAUGUAAGUCAGAAAAUCGAAGAGGUAAUCCGAACCAAUUUCAACGGGCUUGUUCAUGUUACUCGUGAAGCGUUUCGGCUGAUUAAAAAGUCGAACGAUUACGGAUUCAUCUGUAAUAUUAACAGCAACCUCGGCCACAGAAUACCGUUUCCCAUGGAUAAAAAUUUGUCACACAACGUUUAUCAAGGAUCAAAAUUUGCCGUAACAGCAACAAGCGAAGUGAUGCGUCAGGAGUUGAUUUGUCAGGACAACGAUAAGAUACGAGUUACGAGUCUAUCACCCGGUGUAGUGGAAACUGAGAUAUUUGAAGCAGCUGGCUACAUAAAAGAAGGCGAAGAACAGCUUUUUUCUAAACUACCCAGCAUUCAAGCAAAAGAUGUUUCUGAUGCCUUCAUGUAUUUGCUUUCAACGCCAUACUAUGUCAAUGUGACUGAACUUACUAUUAAACAUCAAAGUCAAAAAACUUAAUCAAUAAUGCAAGACGAUUCAUUUUAAAUAAAAACUCUGCGCUUUGAUGAUA